AUGUUAAAGAAUAGCUUCAAUUGCACAUUUAUCUUGGUCUAUGGCGCACAUAAUAGAGAUGAGAAGACUCGUGUUUGGGAGGAGCUGAGCUAUAUAGUUGGGCUAUGCCAGGUUCCUUGUUGUUUUUUGGAUGACUUUAAUGAAAUAUUACAUGUGGAGGAAAGGAAAGAUGCAACUAGCUUACCAUGGUCUGCGGAAGAAUUCAAAGAUUGGAUACAAGAUAUGCACUUAGUGGAUCUGUCACUCACUGAUCGCAAGUUUACAUGGUUUCAAGGACGAUCUUGCAGUCGUAUAGAUAGAGCACUGGUUAAUGUGGAAUGGCUAGAAGAGUUUCCAGAGACUCGGCUACGAGGUGGCCCUAGGGGGUUGUCAGAUCAUUUUACUAUAAUAGUGGAGGACAAAAAGCUGAGGGGGGGCCCAAGGCCAUUCCGAAGCCUUGAUUCGUGGUUCACACAUGACGAUUUUCUUAGUAUGGUUAAAGAGGAGUGGAGAGGGUUGGGGGACAUACAGUUCACAGAUAAACUGAAGGCGCUGACAAUUCUGCUAGGAAGAUGGCAUAAGGCCAAUUUUGGUGAGAUGGAUAACAAAAUUAAAAGAUUCGAGGAAAAAAUCAAGAAGAUUGAUGACCUGGUGAGCAAUGGAGUGUAUGAUGAAACGAUGGAGGCUAGAAGAAAGGCGUUGGUUACUUGUUGUGAGAGAUGGUAUGUAAGAAAGGAAGUACAUUGGAAAUAG
This is a messenger RNA of Arachis ipaensis, 732 nucleotides long. RefSeq lists its product as uncharacterized. The record is from RefSeq and is a predicted model, not a curated record. NCBI's taxonomy places the organism in Eukaryota, Viridiplantae, Streptophyta, Magnoliopsida, Fabales, Fabaceae.